GUUUAAAUGCCAAAGUAAAGUGACAGCUUCAUUGGACUCAGAUAUCCGAUAUGGGGAGUCUCUCGACACAAACACCCACCGUGAAUGAACAGAACGCGGCGCUGCGCGCGGAUCGGAAGCUUUCGGUGGAGGUGCGAACUGCUAAAAAAGACGUUCACCACAGGGUAUUUGUGAAUCGUAGUUUGACACUCGAAAACAUCAAGUGCUAUGGCUUUGACAUGGAUUACACUUUGGCAGUGUACAAAUCUCCAGAGUAUGAGAGUAUGGGCUUUGAGCUGCUCCGGGACAGACUUGUUUCAAUUGGCUACCCACAUGAGCUACUGGGAUAUGCAUACGACCCCACCUUCCCAACACGCGGCCUGGUGUACGACACCACGUAUGGCAACCUGCUGAAAAUAGACUCCAAUGGGAACAUCCUGGUGUGCACUCAUGGCUUUGAGGACCUCAGAGGUGAUCAGAUAGAUGGGUUUUAUCCAAACAAGUUCAUUCAGAGGGAUGAUACUGAACGCUUCUACAUCCUCAAUACACUCUUCAACCUAACAGAGACAUAUCUUUAUGCAUGCCUCGUUGACUUCUUCACCAAAAGCACCAGAUACAAAAACCAUCAGAAAGGGUUCAAACACGGUGACUUGUUUAUGUCAUACAGGAGCAUGUUUCAGGAUGUGCGGGACGCCAUGGAUUACCUUCAUGAUACUGGCACUUUGAAAGAGAGAACGUUGAAGAACCUGGACAAGUAUGUGAUUAAAGAUCCCAGACUCCCUGUGUUACUGAGCCGCAUCAAAGAAGUCGCCAAAGUUUUCCUGGCCACCAACAGCGACUUCAAUUACACAGAGGGUAUAAUGAAAUACUUAUUAGAUUCCCCACCUGGUUCAAAGAACCCCAAAAAAUCGUGGUGUUCUUACUUUGAUCUGGUGGUGGUGGACACAAAGAAGCCCUUGUUCUUUGCAGGGGGGACAGUGUUGCGGCAGGUAGACACGGACACUGGCAAGCUGCGUAUUGGAACAUACACGGGAUUCCUGCAGCACGGGACAGUGUAUUCUGGAGGGUCUUCUGACAUUGUGUGUGAUUUGCUGGAUGUUAGGGGGAAAGACAUCCUCUAUGUUGGGGAUCAUAUCUUUGGAGACAUUCUCAAGUCAAAGAAGCGGCAGGGCUGGAAGACGUUUUUGGUGGUUCCUGAGCUUGCUAAGGAGCUGCAUGUGUGGGCAGACAAAACUGGUAUGUUUGAGGAGUUGAGACAUCUUGACAUCUUCCUUGCAGAAUUGUAUCAGCAUUUGGACAGUGAAAGUCGAGAGUGCCCAGAUAUCAGUGCCAUUCAGAGCAGGAUUAAGAUGGUGACAUAUGGCAUGGACUUGUGCUAUGGGAAAAUGGGCAGCCUUUUACGCUGUGGUUCCACAAAAACUCUCUUCGCCAGUCAGCUAUUGCGCUAUGCAGAUAUUUACGCAACCUCCUGCCUCAACCUCUUAAACUACCCCUUCAGCUAUCUCUUCAGAGCCCCACUCGUUCUGAUGCCUCAUGAGGCCGCUGUUGAACCUCAAACACGGGAACAGACCCCAUCAGAGCUCUCGAACUUUCACACACUCCAAACCACAGACCCCAAGCGUUAAUGCAAGUGUGACGAUGGAAACUGUGGACAAGAUGAGAAAUGUGCCUGAAAUAAUCCUGUUGCCCAGAGAGAAAUGGGUGAAGUUUUUGAAUGUGUUUAACUUUUACAAUAUGCAUCACUUGUGUAGUCAAGUUUGAUUUGCAGUGUGUGAUGUCACAUUAUUAAGAAUUACAGCUAUUUUUCAAAUGUUUUUAUUUGUAUAGCAAGUAUAAAACCUACAUUUAGCCAUUUUAUAAGAAGUUUAUAUUGAAUAUAUGAUAGACACAUCUGAUAUUUUGAUAUGAUGGUAUUUAGCAUUUUGUCUGUCGCUCAUGAAAGGAGGAAAACUGAGGAAUUAGGUCACUGUUGAUAAACAGUGACUGCAUCCUAUACAAUAACACAGGGAUGUACAGUUAUGAUAAAAGGUUGAUUUUGAAACUGUUCAUAUAUAUUCUGCCUCUGAGAAUGAUUUGAAAUGUAGCUUUACAUUUUCUGUAUGCAUUCUUUAUUUUUCAUUAAUUGAGAUUAAAGUGCUUUAUUUUAAACUAA
Messenger RNA from Xyrauchen texanus (razorback sucker), 2131 nucleotides. Its product is annotated as cytosolic purine 5'-nucleotidase-like. The record is from RefSeq and is a predicted model, not a curated record. Lineage: Eukaryota; Metazoa; Chordata; Actinopteri; Cypriniformes; Catostomidae. The coding region runs from base 51 to 1604 and encodes 517 amino acids. The transcript has 18 exons. Gene Ontology annotation, molecular function: 5'-nucleotidase activity.